Telopea speciosissima is the source of this 2209-nucleotide messenger RNA. RefSeq names its product HIPL1 protein-like. The transcript has 7 exons. The record is from RefSeq and is a predicted model, not a curated record. The coding region runs from base 73 to 2151 and encodes 692 amino acids. Lineage: Eukaryota; Viridiplantae; Streptophyta; Magnoliopsida; Proteales; Proteaceae.
CUCUUGGAGAAGAGAAGAGAGAAAUAGAGUGAGCCUUUUCUGUUUGUUGUUUGUUUCCACUGAGACUGAGUGAUGAAUUGUGUACUUGGCAUUCUCUGCCUCUUUGGGCUAUUGCUAUUGCUUCCUGGGUUUUCUUCUUCACAUCCCUUAUGUACUGACUCAACUGCACCUUCGACUCCAAAGACACCUCUCACCUUCUGCCCUUACAAAGGAAAUGUCUGUUGUAAUUCUACCCAGGAUCUUCAAUUGCAGACACGUUAUCAGUCUAUGAACAUCUCAAAUCCUACCUGUGCUUCUCUUAUGAAAGCAAUUCUCUGUGCGACUUGUGAUCAAUUUUCAGCCGAGCUGUUUACAAUUGAUUCUAGGCUUCGGUCAGUUCCUGUUCUAUGCAACUCCACCGUCUCAGUAGGUUCAUCACAGUCUAACGGUGCAGCGAAUGACUUUUGUGGAAUAGUUUGGGAUACAUGCUAUAAUGUGUCUAUGUUGAAUUCCCCUUUUGCUCCAUUGCAAGGCAGUCAAAAUGUGGAUUCCACUUCUUCCAAACUUGCUGAUCUUUGGCAGUCAAAAACUGAAUUCUGUAAAACAUUUGGGGGAGCUUCUGGUAAAGAUUCAGUAUGUUUUGAUGGUCAACCAGUUUCACUAAAUAAUGCUGAAACUUUGCCUCCCACAAGCGGUCUGUGCCUUGAGAAAGUUGGGAAUGGAACUUACAUAGAUAUGAUUGGUCAUCCUGAUGGAUCUAAUCGUGUCUUCUUAUCUGACCAACAGGGUAGAAUCUGGUUGGCAACUGUUCCUGAUGUGGAAUCUGGGGGAACAUUAGAACCUAGUGAACUGAGUCCAUUUCUAGAUAUAUCAGAUAAAGUAUCUUUUUUUAACGAUCUAGGGUUAAUGGGCAUCGCAUUUCAUCCAAACUUUAUGAAAAAUGGCCGCUUCUUUGUUUCAUUCAACUGUCAAAAGUCUAUAUGGGAUGGAUGUUCUGGGAGGUGCUCAUGUGAUUCAGAUGUGAAUUGUAAUCCUUCAAACAUUCCUUCUUCUAACAUGGGUUCUCCAUGCCAGUAUUAUAGUGUCAUCUCAGAAUUCUCAGCUAAUGGUACUACGUCGCAAGUUUCAUUGGCUACAAAUGGUAAUCAAGUAGAAGUUAGAAGAAUAUUUACUAUGGGCCUUCCUUAUACAAGUCAUCAUGGGGGUCAGAUUCUCUUUGGACCCGACGGGUAUUUGUACUUCAUGAUGGGAGAUGGUGGGAGUGUUGGUGACCCCUACAAUUUUUCCCAAAACAAGAAAUCUUUGCUUGGAAAGAUCAUGAGGUUCGAUGUGGAUAACUUUCCAAGUGCAACACAAAUAACUGCACUCGGUCUAUGGGGAAACUAUUCUAUCCCAAAAGAUAAUCCAGUUUCUCAAGACAAUGAAUUGCGGCCUGAAAUUUUUGCUUUGGGGCUUAGAAAUCCUUGGCGCUGUGCUUUUGAUCCAGAGAGGCCUUCCUAUUUUCUCUGUGCAGAUGUUGGCGAGGAUUUAUAUGAAGAGGUUGAUCUUAUCACAAAAGGUGGCAACUAUGGAUGGCGUGUUUUUGAGGGUCCCUAUGUUUACAAUCCUCAACAAUCUCCUGGUGGAAAUACAUCUGCCAACUCAAUAAAUCCCAUCUUCCCUGUAAUGGGAUAUGACCACUCUGCUAUAAAUAAGAACCUACAAACAGGGGGAGCAGCAAUCAUAGGUGGAUACUUCUAUCGGUCCAUGUCCGACCCAUGUACAUAUGGAAGUUACAUAUAUGCCGAUUUCUAUGCGGAAGCUAUAUGGGCUGGUUUUGAAAAUCCAGAAAACAGUGGACACUUCACCAGCAACCAGGUUCCUUUCACAUGUGCUAAUGACUCCCCAAUCCAAUGUAAAUUCACAGAAGGAAAUAGUCUCCCUGCUUUGGGUUACUUUAGCUCAUUUGGGCAGGAUAAUAAGAUGGAUGUCUAUUUUUUUACCACUAGUGGUACGUACAGAAUUGUUCGUCCAAGUCGCUGCAACUACAUGUGCUCAAAGGAAAAUGUUACAUCCAUUGCAAGUCCAAGUCCCUCACAUUCCCCCUCAUCUGGGACCUCAAUAAGGAAACAACAUUAUGACCUGGUGCUUUUGUUCUCUCUAUCAAUGCUUCUAGUGGGGCUUAUUUUUUGAGCUCUUUGCUGAUGUUCUUUUCUAUAUGGAGAAUCUUGUAGCAAGGGGGAGGGGGAGG